GGACAUUGUAUCUUUAAUAUGAUAAUGAAAUUGAAGUUGUGGCCUUGAAAAGUGACAGGAUUGUCUGUCUCACAUAUGUGUUCUUUCUGAAAGUGUUCGACUGCUUCCGUUAAUAAAUAUUAAUUAAUAGUAUAUUUACAGGUCCAUUUAUUUAUUAAUUACUCAACCUUCGGGAAGAUUUGUCAUUCCACACAUUUCAAAAUAUUGAAUAAUGUUCGAAGUAUUUGGUGGAUCAUUCAUCAGAAUGAGUGUUAAGUUCAUUUAUCGAGAACCUGUAAGAUUGAUGGGAAGCCUAAACAAAGUUGUUUAUCCAUGGAUGAAUAAAAAAAAGCCAUUUUGGGUGACUCAAGAGGCCAGUCCUUAUGUAGAUGAAGACGUUACGCCAGAAAACAAGAAAUUUUUAGAACAGCAGCGUUUAGAUCCAUUAUCUAGUUCUAAAAGCCCUAUCAUUACCGAACAAUGGACACAAGUACCUUGGACACCCUAUGUUACUCAAAGAUGCGGUCUUAUUGCAAUCAAGUUAGGAGUAUACCCACUAUGGACUAAAACUGGAAAGAAAAUGGACUGUACCAUUUUUCAGAUCCCAGACAAUCAUGCUAUUCGUUAUACACCUCCUUCAGAGAUCGACAAAUACAUCAGCCUACUACAUCCGCGUCAUUAUUGGUUAAAUAAUAAACGGCCUCCUUCCUGGAUAACUCAAAAACGUUGGGGUAUACAAUUGGUUGGAGCAUUUUCUGCUGACCCUAUCGAGUUCACUUCUGAGUGGUGUGGUUUAUUUAAAGAAGCUGGUAUACCACCGAAGCGUAAAAUAUCUCGUUUUUUGGUCAGCCCAGAUGCUGCUUUAAAACCUGGAACACCUUUGAGUGUGAAUCAUUUUCGUGUGGGUGAUUAUUUGGAUAUAACUGCAAGAACCAUUAAUCGUGGCUUUGAAGGUGUUAUUGAACGUUGGGGAAUGAAAGGUGGACCUGCUGCUCAUGGUUCUACUAAAUUUCAUCGUAGAAUGGGAAGUGCUGCAGGACGUGGAGGACCAAUCGUGCGAGGCAAACGUAUGGCAGGUGUUAUGGGUAAUCGAUUCAGAAGCUUACGUGGUGUAAUGAUUCAAAUUCACAUCCCUCCCAAUUUUAGAUUUAUCAAUAUACACGAUUUUACUACACUUUACACCGGGUAAAAUCUACCAUAUACUGAGCAAACAUGUAUGUCUGAUUAUUGUGUAUUUGUGAACACCUUGAUGCAUAUCACUGUUUAUAUCAUCUAGCUGUAUACGCCAUAAAAAUGUCCUAAAUACGUCUGAUUUUUUCCAGUACAAUUUGUCUAGUCUUAGUAGUAAAUAAUAUCUAACAGUGAAAACGGUUUUGCCUUUUUUUCUUCUGAUUUUAUAAAAUUUUAAAUCUCAAUAAUCAAGCAAUCCAGUUACUUUGAAAAUAAUGUGCUUUAAUAUUUCACUGUGAAUUAUGGUUUUAUGAAUCUACAGAAAUGGUGUGGGGCUUAGCGAAUAAUCACAGGAAGAAUGCAAUUAACAACGAGUUCUAUCACCCGAUAGAUGUUAGAAUUCAUUGUUUAUGUGAACUAAAUACUUGAGCCUACCGUCUGGUUUUUUCGGUGAGGUCUUUAUAUUGAUUAGUAGAGACACCAGGUUCUGAGUUUGAGUUCUGUUCAUGGCUACCUCACCUUAAGCAGCUAAGUAGUGUCAUUAUAGAGCUAAUCUGUUUGCCAUUGGUCGAGAAUACAUGCCGUUUAUGUGAUCGAUAAUGAUCUAUAAUACUUGCUAAAUAUAAUCUCUUUGGCUCGAGGCUGUUCAAUCGGUUUCUAUAUUCACUCCCAUCUGUGAGUGGGUUUACAACACAGUUUCAUAACCCCAUAGUUAAUAAAUUUUGAGUGAAAUUGCCCAAACUUUAACGUAAAAGUAAUGAAAGAACUAUUUCAAAUAUAAAAAAGAUGAUCAAGUAGUUUUUAAGAGCACAAAUGCAAACAAAUAACUCAGAUUCCAAUUAAAUGGGAAGUUUACAUUCUUACAUAAACUAUGACCUAAUGCUUUUAUUGUUCUCAUUCUAUUGAACUCGUUAAGAGACAGUCUCUCAUAUUUUUUUAUAUUCCCAUAUAUUUGUUCUCUCUAGAUUGUGAGGAUUAAUCCAAAACUUGGACUUAUAUAUGUACCAGGUACAACACCAGGGCCCGUCCAUUCCUACUGUCUUUUGAACGAUUCCUGGUUAAGAAAUCGUCGACGUCAAUUAAACGAUAAUCCACCACCAGUCCCAACUUAUUUUCCUUCUUCUAUCGUAGAUGAAACUAGUUCAAGUCAACUCGACCCUAGCUUGUGCCUUGAUUUUGAUGAUGAUUUUGAGCAAGAUAUUUACCAUGAAUCAAUACAUCCAAGUUAUAGUCCUUCCAUUUCCUAUUCAGAAGAAUCUAUGUAAAACAUGAUUUCUUUGUUAUAAGAAUGUACAUACAGUAUACCUUCAUAAUUUACCUUUAAGUUUUUCUGCUCAAACUUCACUGAACGGUUAAAGUAUAGUAGAUAUCUUUUUUCCUGCGACUGAAGCAAAUCAUAGAUAUAUUCCCAUUUUCAUCGAA
Messenger RNA from Schistosoma rodhaini, 2571 nucleotides. Lineage: Eukaryota; Metazoa; Platyhelminthes; Trematoda; Strigeidida; Schistosomatidae. The record is from the annotation of a GenBank genome assembly.